Messenger RNA from Arachis ipaensis, 3388 nucleotides. Its product is annotated as protein BREAST CANCER SUSCEPTIBILITY 2 homolog B-like. Lineage: Eukaryota; Viridiplantae; Streptophyta; Magnoliopsida; Fabales; Fabaceae. The record is from RefSeq and is a predicted model, not a curated record. Gene Ontology annotation, biological process: regulation of DNA-templated transcription; double-strand break repair via homologous recombination.
UUUCCCGCCAUGUUUACAAGUUGCCGUAAUUAAUCCCUCAUUUCUUUUUAGCUUGGAAAUCAAAUUUCAAAAACAAAGCCCCAUCAAUGUCGACACCGCAGCGAUUCUCCGAUGCCAGAAAUGAUUCUUCCAAUGCUUCACCUUCAAUCCCCGAUUUUCCUCUCCAAGGCUGCUCAAAUCGCAGUGAAGAGGCUGCGAUGUUUCGCACUGCUAUGGGAAAGCCCGUUCGAGUAGGUCAAUCUUCCAUCGCAAAAGCUUUAUCUCUCCUCGGCAACGAUGCUGAUGCUAACGGCGUCGUUCCACAAGGGGAGGAGAAUGAAACAGAUGAUAGUUGCAGCUUCUCAAAUUCUCUGUUCACAACAGGUUCCGGAAAAGGAGUUAAUAUAUCUUCUAGUGGUAUGGAUAGAGCAAAGUCAUUACUGGGAUUGGAACAACACACUGUUGGUGGUAACUUCCAAAGCCCCGACUAUACUAGAAAAUCAGAUGUCAUUGAUGAAGCACGUGAGAUGCAACACUCAUCUCAUUUACAGAAACAUGAAGUUGUUAACAGUUCUAAGACAAUGGAUCGUGCAUUGUCUCAAAGCCCUUCAGUUGAUAGUAGUCAUGCAUCGAAGAAUGAUUUUAAAUUAAAAGUAGUUCAACCAGAUUGCUAUACUCCUCUGGUUAAAGAAGCUCCAAUCAAAUUCCACACUGCAGGGGGAAGAUCUGUAUCUGUAUCUUCUGGUGCGCUACAACGUGCAAGGAGCCUUCUUGGUAAUCCAGACCUGGGAGAUUUCAUUAGUGGAGGAGAUGCUGGUGACUUAAUUUUAUCAUUUCCAAAUGAGGCACAAGGUAACACGCCUUCAUCUUGUCUUACAAGUGAUUGCAAUACUCCAUCAGUCCAUCGAAUAACAUCACAGGGAAAUUAUACGGCACAAAGUUUUGCGCAUCCCUCGUGUUCUUCUGUGAAAAAAGAAUAUUCCACCAAGUUUCUUCGUGAAGGUACUGGAAAUAACUUAAUCAUGAAAUUUGAUGCUGUUGUGAAGGAAAGUGAAUAUAGCACAAAAAUUAGCAACUGUGGGCAAGAACCAACUAACAGUCAUUCUUUGCCAAAUGGCUUAUCUUCAAAAGUAAAUCCACUUGGAAUGUCAUCAAGAAAGCCACUAGCUGCUAUUUCCUGUAACAAUAACAUACUGAAUACAAGCAGACAGCCUGCUGCUAGUGAUAAAAGGAGACUAGGAUCACGAGUAGCUGUUUCUCCCUUCAAACGGCCUCGUAUUUCCAAAAUUUCUGUUCCUUAUGACCAGGAUGUUGGAGUUUUCUCUAAUGGUUUGUCUGAGUUAUCUUCUGAAGUUUCUGGAUGUAACAGAAGGGUUUCUACCCGAUACCCAUUUCGGCAUCAAAGGAUGCAGGUCAAGGAAUUCUUUGGAGAGCCUACAUUCAGGCAGAAGGUUAGGCAGGUGAUAUCAUUCAAUGCCGAAAAGUACAUGUUCCAUGAUGGAUCUACUCAAAAUAGUAUGGGAGCAGAGGAUUUUGUCCAUCUAUUGGCUCAGCAUGGGGCUUCCACGCAUUUUGCUUCUAAUGAUUGGGUGAAGAAUCAUUACAAGUGGAUUGUAUGGAAACUUGCAUGCUACGAGAGAUGCUGUACUGCAAGACCUGUAAAAUUUUUGACAGUAUCAAAUGUGCUUGAGGAACUGAAGUACAGAUAUGAAAGAGAAGUCAACCAUGCACACCGAUCUACAAUCAAGAGAAUCCUUGAAGGGGAUGCACCGCCAUCUUCAAUGAUGAUUUUGUGCAUUUCUAGCAUUCACUCUGAUCACUUUACAGAAAGUGGGAAGUUUGUUGAGAAACAAACUAUGGACCAGAGCAGUGAAGUAGUAAAAGUUGAACUGACUGAUGGAUGGUAUUCUGUGAAUGCCGUUUUAGAUGUUCCAUUGUCAAGGCAACUUGCUGCUAGGAGAUUGUUUGUGGGACAGAAACUUCGGAUCUGGGGAGCAAGAUUAUGUGGCUGGGAUGGGCCAACUUCGCCGCUUGAGGUUUCAUCAUCAGCAGUUAGUUUAUUGUUGAACAUUAAUGGAACAUGUAGAGUUCAUUGGGCUGAACGAUUAGGAUUUUGUAAGGCGGCUGGUCCACCUUUGGCUUUCAGAUGUAUAAAAAGCAAUGGAGGUUUAAUCCCUCAAACUUUGGCAGGAAUCACCCGCAUAUAUCCUAUUGUUUACAAGGAAAGGUUGAGCAAUGGGCAGUCUGUUGUUAGGUCAGAGAGGAUGGAGAAUAAAGCGAUGGAGGUGUACAACCAGAGACGUUCUGCUGUUGUGGAAAGCAUCAUCUCAGAGUAUCAAAAGGAAAGAAGCGGUCUGCAUACUUAUGAUGACUGUGAUUCAGAAGGGGCCAGGAUUCAUAACAUGCUGGAGACUGCUGAAGAACCUGAAUUCCUAAUGGCAGAUAUGAGUCCAGAGCAGCUUAAAUGUUUCUCUGCUUAUAAGGCCAAAUUAAAUGCAAUCACACAGUCGGAGCAGGAAAAAUCAACUGAUAAAGCUCUGAAAGAUGCUGGCCUGAGUCACAGAGAUGUCACACCAUUGAUGCGCAUACGGGUGGUUGGAUUAACUUAUAAAGGUCGCCAAGACAAGCGUAUAGAAGGCAUAGUAACAAUCUGGAAUCCUACAGAGAAGCAGUGUCAGGAACUGGUUGAGGGAGAAUCAUAUGCAAUUUCAGGACUUACACCAAUUUCAGGAUCUGAUUUAGAUAUCCUUCGCUUGCAGACUAGAGGAUCUUCCACCAAGUGGUUGCCUCUAUCUUCUAACACAAAGCAACAGUUUAAGCCAUUUUUCAUUUCUCGAAUAUCAGCCUCAUUGUUAAGUUUUAGUUGCAUCUCACUUUCGAGUGAGUUCGAUAUCGCUGCAUAUGUUGUGCAUGUGGGAAACACGUAUGUGUCAAAUCAUCAGAAAAAACAAUGGGUUUUUGUGACUGAUGCAUCCGCCGGGAAUGGUUUUCGAGCAGACAACUACUCCAACUCUUUACUUGCCAUUUGCUUUUGCUCUCCCUCAACUGAUUUUGAUUCAUAUCCACCUAUCAAUUAUAACCUUGCUGGAUCCACGGUUGGUUUCUGUAAUCUUAUUAAAAAAGAAAGGGAUGACAGAAAUCAUAUCUUGGUUGCUGAAGCUACUGAAAAUUCAACCUAUUAUCUGAGUUUUGAUUCUCCACAAUGUUCCCACCUCAGAAAUUCUGCCAGUGAAAUCAAAAGAUGGGCAAACAACUCUAGCUUGACAAUAGAGAAGCUUAAGCAAAAGGUGCUACUUAUUGUUGGUGAUUCUAGAAGCUAGAAGAAUAUGUUAAUGUUGCUCUUUUGCCUCUUAUAAUAGAUGUCGGAUAGUCAGCUGAAAUUUGUACAUUAAGAUCUUAGUUGAUGUCC